AUGAUGGAAGCAACACCGACGCCCGGCUCUUUGAGCUGGCGCUUGAGCUCGCAUCCUAUUACGCUCCUGACGUUCCUCGCUUUCCGAUCAUCUAGUCUUCUCGUCUACCUCUUUGGCCUCUUGUUUACCGACAAUCUUGUCAUGAUCUUCAUCAUCACCAUCCUCCUCCUCGCCGGCGACUUCUACUACCUGAAGAACAUUGCCGGCCGCCGACUCGUGGGCCUGCGCUGGUGGAACGAGGUCGACCCUAACUCGGGCGACUCGCACUGGGUGUUUGAGAGCAGCGAACCGGGGACCAAGAUCAUCAACGCGACCGACAGCCGCUUCUUUUGGCUGGCUAUCUACGCGCAGCCGCUGCUGUGGGUGGUGUUGGCUAUUGUGGCGCUGUUUAGUUUGAAGUUUAUUUGGUUGCCUCUUGUUGCUAUUGCGUUGGUUCUGACCAUCACCAACUCGCUUGCCUUCUCGCGGUGCGACAAGUUCAGCCAGGCUUCCAACAUUGCUGGGACCGCGUUCAGCUCGGGUAACAUUGCUGGUAAUAUUGCAAGCAACAUGGUUGGGAGGUUCUUCUCGAGGUAG
This is a messenger RNA of Neurospora tetraspora, 576 nucleotides long. Its product is annotated as Golgi apparatus membrane protein tvp-23. Gene Ontology annotation, biological process: vesicle-mediated transport; protein secretion. The transcript is spliced from 4 exons. The record is from RefSeq and is a predicted model, not a curated record. NCBI's taxonomy places the organism in Eukaryota, Fungi, Ascomycota, Sordariomycetes, Sordariales, Sordariaceae. Bases 1 to 576 code for a protein of 191 amino acids. Gene Ontology annotation, cellular component: Golgi membrane.